Diabrotica balteata is the source of this 1319-nucleotide messenger RNA. NCBI's taxonomy places the organism in Eukaryota, Metazoa, Arthropoda, Insecta, Coleoptera, Chrysomelidae. The record is from the annotation of a GenBank genome assembly.
UAAAAGUUAACCUCACUAUUUUUUUUAGAAAUUUGUAGAUUAAAAAUAAUAUUUAGGAUUACUUAAAGAUGAGGAAAAGCCCUGUAUUAUUACGACAACACAUUGGUUGGCAUUUUUAUAAACAUUGGGUUAUCCAAGGAAAACGUAAACCUUUGGAUACUGGUGCUGAAAGAAUUCUUAAGAGCAAAAAAAUACCUGUAUAUGAUUCAAAAGACUUCCUAAUCGAGAAGAGGGAAUUUGAGAAAGUUGAAGUAAUAGGUUUUAAGGAUCGACCUAAACCUUUAGAUGAAACACACCCAGAAUGGAAUGAAAAACCUUUAUUAUCAUAUAGGGACCAUAGUGUAUUGUUGGAAGGUCUUGAUCAAGCUAAAAUUAUAACAAAUACAGUACAACUACAAGAAGGACUUCCCGAUAGUUUUGAAAUUAAAAAUUUGCCCAAAGAAGUUGAUAAAGCAUCUAAAGAUAUAAUUUUUGAUUCACAUUUAUUUGAUGCUGAACAGAAGAAAUUGCCUAAAAUUAAAAAUCCUGCCAAACCUGCAUGGAAUUUUCCUAGGGUAUAUGGUGUUACUCAAGAAAGAAGAAAUAAAUUGAUAACCCAUAGAUUAAUGAAGCUUUUAGAAUCUAUUAAUGAUCGUCAAUUAGUAAAACAAAGAUAUAUAUUUGAAGAUCUUUUAUUUUCAUUUCCAUUCCAAAGAAAUGAAAACUUAAUACAACUGGAACUUUCUGGAGAUUUUGUACUUACCUCAGAAAAACCUUUGUCACCCAUAACAAACUCAGCUACAGAACACUUAAAAUUACCAAACAUUAAUCCAGUUGAUCCUUUAAUUACUUUGAAUAAGGAGAAUAUAUACAAAAUAAGAGAUAUAUAUCCCAUAAAGCCAACUGUCAGGCCUUCACAUCCACAUACAGUGUUUAUAUAUUUUGACAGAGAAUCCGUUAAAAAUUUAUAUGAAGAAGAGGUGACAGAAAAUCAGAUUUUUGGUAGAUCACUUCUGAAAACCUUUGCCGCAGCAGGAAGUUAUGCGAGACAGAGAUAUGGGAAGGACGCAACAGUUUUAAAGAAUCCAGUAACUGUGCAAUGUGUGCAAACAGAUGGCCGAUUUUUUCAUUUAGGUGUGCUGCAGCUCAACACGUUGGAUUUAAGUAAUACAAGCGUUAAGAAUGUUUGGUAUCAAACACCAUUGCAAUAUCUAUUUGAAAAAUGCAUAUAUAAAUCGGGAAAACCAGUUCUAGAAGGUUAUAAUAACCAGAUCAUAAAACAGUUGAAUUGUAUGUAUAACAAUAUGUAAAUUUUAUUAUUAAAUAGUUUUUUUAAUGUU